Molecule: messenger RNA, 3369 nt
Organism: Polyodon spathula (Mississippi paddlefish)
Lineage: Eukaryota; Metazoa; Chordata; Actinopteri; Acipenseriformes; Polyodontidae
Product: serine/threonine-protein phosphatase 2A 55 kDa regulatory subunit B delta isoform-like
Exons: 10
Coding region: 180-1523 (447 amino acids)
Biological process (GO): peptidyl-serine dephosphorylation
Cellular component (GO): cytosol; protein phosphatase type 2A complex
Molecular function (GO): protein binding; protein phosphatase regulator activity
Source: RefSeq, a predicted model, not a curated record
UGUGCGCCAUUUUGAAAAAAAAAAAAAAAAAAAAAUCACAGAGAGCUCUGGCGGCUCGGAUGCCUGGUUCUUUAAUCGCUUUCCCCUGCAGCUUUAGCCCUGUUGCAAACCCAAAGUAAACUCCUAAGUACAGUUCCGCAGAACCCCAGGCGACGCCAGAUCUGCUCCCGGAGGAAGCAAUGGCAGGAGUUGGAGGAGGGAAUGAUUUCCAGUGGUGUUUCUCACAAGUGAAAGGUGCCAUAGACGAAGAUGUGGCAGAAGCUGAUAUUAUUUCAACAGUUGAAUUCAACUACUCUGGAGACCUGCUUGCAACUGGAGACAAGGGGGGUAGAGUUGUCAUAUUUCAAAGAGAACAGGAGAGUAAAAACCGUCCUCAUUCCAGAGGUGAAUACAAUGUUUACAGCACUUUCCAGAGUCAUGAACCUGAAUUUGACUAUUUGAAAAGUCUAGAAAUUGAGGAAAAAAUUAAUAAAAUUAGGUGGUUACCCCAACAAAAUGCUGCUCACUCCCUGCUGUCUACUAAUGACAAAACUAUUAAAUUGUGGAAAAUCAGUGAAAGGGACAAAAAGGCAGAGGGUUAUAACUUGAAAGAGGAAGAUGGCAGACUUAGAGAUCCCUUUAGAAUUACAUCACUACGUGUGCCUGUUUUGCAGCCCAUGGACUUGAUGGUAGAAGCAAGUCCCCGAAGAAUAUUUGCAAAUGCACACACAUAUCAUAUUAACUCGAUUUCAGUAAAUAGUGAUCAUGAAACUUACCUUUCUGCAGAUGACCUAAGAAUAAACCUCUGGCACUUAGAAAUCACAGAUCGAAGUUUUAACAUUGUAGACAUUAAGCCUGCCAACAUGGAAGAAUUGACAGAAGUCAUAACAGCAGCAGAGUGUCAUCCGAAUCAAUGCAAUGUAUUUGUCUACAGCAGUAGCAAGGGAACUAUACGACUGUGUGACAUGCGUGCAGCAGCCCUCUGUGACCGGCAUACAAAAUUUUUUGAGGAACCAGAAGAUCCAAGCAGCAGAUCAUUCUUUUCUGAAAUCAUCUCAUCAAUAUCUGAUGUAAAGUUCAGUCAUAGUGGCCGAUACAUGAUGACAAGAGACUAUCUCUCGGUCAAGGUGUGGGAUCUGAACAUGGAAAGUAGACCAGUAGAAACAUACCAGGUCCAUGAAUACCUUCGCAGCAAACUCUGUUCACUGUAUGAAAACGACUGCAUUUUUGACAAAUUUGAAUGCUGUUGGAAUGGAACUGAUAGUGCUAUUAUGACUGGCUCUUACAAUAACUUCUUCAGAAUGUUUGAUAGAAACACCAGGAGGGAUAUGACUCUUGAGGCAUCCCGAGAGAGCAGCAAACCCCGCGGCAUCUUGAAGCCACGCAAAGUGUGUACUGGUGGCAAGAGGAAGAAGGAUGAGAUAAGCGUUGACAGUCUGGACUUCAACAAGAAGAUCCUCCACACAGCCUGGCACCCUAAAGAAAAUGUCAUUGCUGUAGCUGCCACCAACAACCUGUAUAUAUUCCAGGAUAAAAUGAAUUAAAAUUGGCUUGGAAAGUCAUGAGGGCACAGUUUCGUUCUUGCAUAGUUAAGCCUAUUUGUUUAUCUAAAAGAAAAGAUCAUCUUGUCCUCCUAGUGAAGAAUUCAACGCACUCAUCUCCUUUUGUAGCUAAUGGAGAAAAGCUGGCCUAUUUCUUUGAGUCAAUGGUUUAUUUCUGCAUUCAGUGGAGGACAUAGUUAUGUGUUCUCAAAACAGGAGAGGCCCAACAGAAGCAGAAUUGAUGGACAGUACUCAGAGGUAAACAAAAUAAAUAAAUAAAAUAAUGUAUUUAUUCAAGUCUGAGCCUUUUUAUGAUUUACAGACCAAAUUAUGAAAUGCCCAAGGAAUGACAUUGUAUUGUCAAAAGUGUAGUCUCUUUACUGUAAUUAUGGGCCUUUCUAAAACUUGUUGUAUUUGAUGCCUGUUAACAUUCCUCCUUGGUUUUCCUUAUAGGCCUAGGUGUUCUACAUUUUAAGCAGUUCAGACUGGUCUCCAGUUUGGUCAGUGUACAGGUUUAUAUAUAUAUAUAUAUAUAUAUAUAUAUAUAUAUAUAUAUAUAUAUAUAUAUAUAUAUAUAUAUAUAUAUAGCUUAUAGAGAGUUAGUAACAUUUACUCACUGAUGAUCUGUAACCACACCAUCUGAUGUCAACCACUUAAUAAAAAUAACAAACUAAUGAGGUGUGAUUUUAAAAUAAAAUGUAUUACAUUCUUACAUCUAUUUUAUUUCUUUGCAUGUGUUGACAUUGUGAAUGCAAAUUUCAAUGGGGUAAAACAAUAACAAAAAAAAGUUACCCUACGCUGUCUAUUUUGGUAGCAUGUAGGAAAGUCAUAUAAUGAACUACUUGAAGCUGCAGUUGUGCCAUUAUAAGCUGAUUGUCAGUUUAAGUGUAAAUAAUAACAAUAAUUGCGUAUCCGUAGUUGUAAAUCUAGGUGGAGGCUGAAUGAGCUGUAGAAAACAAAAAAGGAAUCAGCAGCCUUAAUGCCUUCAUGUGGGUCUAUUUUAAUGAUCUGAACUGUGGAAGAUAAUAAUAUGGUCUCAAAUUUGUAAAAUGUUCUUUUGUGAACCCCAUUUCCCUUUGUUUUUACUAUAUAAUGCUGUUAAUAAGCUGGGUUAAAAAAAAAAAAAAAAAAAAAAAAAAACACUAGUGAGAUUAAUAAAGAGUAAAGGGGUGGCAAUAUUUAACUUCAUUGCAUUUAGAUUAUUAAAAUAGACUCCACCAAGUUACAAAACAAUUUAUAAGACUACCAUAACUUAAGUUAAAAGUCCAAGUUGCCACUUAAAUGUUUGACUCUGUGACAUACCUUUUGUGCAUUAUUUGUAUACAUUUUUUUUUUCUUUUUAAUAAACUGUUUUUGUUUCCUCUCCAGAACAUUGAACUGCUGCUAUUAGUGGCUCUUCAACAGGCAGUCUAUUUAAAAAUGUAAGAGUUAAGUGCUGAGUGCCUCCCUGUUCAAAGAAGUUGUGAAAGUAAUACAUUUUCAUUUAUAAAAUAGUGAUAGCCUUUAUGAUGACUAAUUUGAAAUGGAAUAUUGCUAGUAAUGAACAAUAUGUGCCCCUUAAUUGUUGCCAAUAGGGUGCCACUGUGGUUAACAUUGUGCUUUGCAAGUGCACAUUUUUAGGUUUUUAAAAUUAGUUAUUUGAGGGUACAGAUAAGUUGUCAAUAUAUUGUAUAUUGGUUGUGACACUAUUUUUUAAAUCUAAGUUCGGGAAGUUUUUGGUCAAUUAAGCAUUCUCAUUGACCUUGUUCCCUGAUUUAAUGAUGAUGCUAAACUAACAUGGUGAAAUUGUAUACACUUGUUUUUAUUAUUUUGACCAAAGUUUAAAUAAAUUUGAUUGUGUUUACCUGAA